Molecule: messenger RNA, 1774 nt
Organism: Andrographis paniculata
Lineage: Eukaryota; Viridiplantae; Streptophyta; Magnoliopsida; Lamiales; Acanthaceae
Product: purple acid phosphatase 2-like
Exons: 8
Coding region: 203-1597 (464 amino acids)
Molecular function (GO): acid phosphatase activity; metal ion binding
Source: RefSeq, a predicted model, not a curated record
UUAUCUGCGUCUGUUAUUCCUAAGUGAUUUCUUCUUUAGACUUCCUUCUCUGCAUAAAUGGCGUCGGUAAAGAAGCACGUUGCGGGGCUCGCGAGAUUCAUGAAGAUUCUCUGGGAUUGAAGUCGUUGUGUCGUCACUGUGAUUGUGAUUUCUGCAUAUUAGCAGAUUUUGUUUGUUAAGGGGAUUAGUUUUGAGGAAGAGGAUGAGGAAGAAGAUGGUUGCAUCGGGAAGGACAACGUUGCUAGCCGCGGUAGCUGCUAUGGUUCUGAAUGCUGCAGUUCUGUGCAGUGGAGGAAUCACGAGCAGUUUUGUGAGGAAGGCUGAGAAGACCGUUGAUAUGCCCCUCGAUAGCGAUGUCUUCGAGGUACCUCCAGGCUACAAUGCGCCACAACAGGUGCAUAUUACUCAAGGAGAUCAUGUAGGUAGAGCAGUAAUUGUAUCGUGGGUUACUGUAAAGGAGGCAGGCUCAAACACUGUUCUGUAUUGGCCUGAGAAUAGCGACCAAAAGAAUGUGACACAAGGGACUUUGACCAAGUACAAAUAUUACAAUUACACUUCUGGAUACAUACACCAUUGCACCCUAAAAAAUCUGACGUAUAAUACCAAAUACUACUAUGAGGUUGGAAUUGGGAACACAACAAGAACAUUCUGGUUCAUCACACCUCCACCAAUUGGCCCAGAUGUUCCAUAUACUUUUGGUCUUAUAGGGGAUUUAGGCCAGACUUUCGACUCCAAUGCGACGCUUACGCAUUAUGAGCACAACCCAAUCAAGGGACAAGCCGUGCUGUUCGUUGGCGACCUCUCAUAUGCCGAUAACUAUCCUAACCACGACAACGUUAGAUGGGAUACAUGGGGAAGAUUUGUCGAGAGAAAUGCAGCCUAUCAACCCUGGAUUUGGACAGCAGGAAAUCAUGAACUUGAUUUUGCUCCAGAAAUUGAUGAAACAGAGCCCUUCAAGCCUUACACUCACCGUUAUCACACCCCUUACAAAGCGUCGGGCAGCACCAAACCGCUUUGGUACUCAAUCAAGAGAGCUUCGGCAUAUAUCAUAGUCUUGUCAUCGUAUUCUGCAUAUGGUAAAUACACUCCUCAAUACGAGUGGCUUAUAAACGAGCUCCCGAAAGUUAACAGAUCCGAGACACCAUGGCUUAUAGUUCUUGUGCAUUCUCCAUGGUACAACAGCUACAAUUAUCACUACAUGGAGGGAGAAUCCAUGAGAGUCAUGUUCGAGCCAUGGCUGGUCCAGUACAAAGUCGACGUAGUUUUUGCAGGCCAUGUCCAUGCUUACGAGCGAUCUGAGCGCGUGUCGAACAUUGCUUACACUAUUGUAAACGGAGCGUGCUCCCCGGUGAGCGACCAAAAUGCUCCGAUUUAUGUCACCAUUGGCGACGGGGGAAAUGCCGAAGGCCUGGCCAACAACAUGACGGAGCCACAGCCGGAGUACUCGGCGUUCCGGGAGGCGAGCUUCGGGCACGCCAUGUUUGAGAUCAAGAACAGGACACAUGCUUACUACAGUUGGCAUCGAAACCAGGAUGGAUAUGCCGUGGAAGCUGAUCGAGUUUGGUUUCUCAACAGAUUCUGGCAUCUCAUUGAUUGAUUAUUAUUCUUUAUUGUUGGUUGAUGUAUUGCAUAAAAGAAUCUGCUCUUUAUUUACUCUUAUUAUAGAUAAAUUAUACAUUGUUAUAAUAUGGAAACUAUAAGUAUAUAAGCUCUACUAAAUUGAUGUUAUUUCUCUAAAAAGUAAGCACUUAUGGAAAAUCACACAUCUUUAAAA